CAUUACCUUGUUUCCAUAGAAACUGUUGUGUUUGGAAAAACUGAAGUGGGCAGAAAGUCACUUUUACUUUUUGAUAAACAGAUUGGACUGACAUCAUCAGGUGAUCAUGUUUGGAGGCCCCGUUGAUCUAUCUUUUAAAAACAUCAGCAAGUUAACAGAUGCUUGGACAGAGGAACCCAGAAGCAGCCUUCGGCCUGUAAAAAGAAACUCAGAGAACAAAUAUUUGUGUUGUUCUCUGCGCCUGAGUAACAACAACAUUACCGACUUGCUUGACCUUGAGAGAACUGUUAGUCAUUUCCUCGCAGAGCCUGCUCGCCUUGCUUGGCUUGAUCUUUCCUUCAACAAGAUUACCCACAUUGACCAGAUCUUAUGCAGGCUGCAUGAACUGCGCGUGCUGUAUCUUCAUGGGAACAACAUUCAUAUUCUGUCAGAGGUGGAGAGGCUGGGGGAGCUUCAGCAUCUUCACUCCAUCACUUUACAUGGGAACCCCAUAGAAACCAACAAGACGUAUAGAAAUCGAGUGAUUUGUGCAUUGCCUCGCUUAAAGUCAAUGGACUUCAGUGCAGUGACGAGCCAGGAGCGCGUUUUGGCAAAGAUGAGGCAUCGAAGCAGGACCCGCAGUGAGGACAACCGCCAGUGACUGCAGAUCCAGAGAAAUCCUGACUCAAGGAGGGAUGUGCUGUGAAUGUUAAGUUGUCAGAUCUUCUUGUAGUUUUAACAAACUUCUUCAAAUUUGAUAAAUUUUUGGGAAACCUGAAGAAAUUUUCCAAAUUACCAGACUUUAAACAGCCGCAGAGUUGAGACUGUAAAUCAAUUUUAAAUCCAGAGCUCAAAACUUCAACUUUGCGAUGCUCUCUGCUACAGAAAGUUCAGAAUGUUAAGUUUAUAAAACAAUAACGUUGUACAUUCUUUUUGAAUAAAUGUACAUUUUUGGACCA
Messenger RNA from Oryzias melastigma (Indian medaka), 938 nucleotides. It is a transcript of the gene lrrc51, whose product is annotated as leucine rich repeat containing 51. Bases 107 to 640 code for a protein of 177 amino acids. NCBI's taxonomy places the organism in Eukaryota, Metazoa, Chordata, Actinopteri, Beloniformes, Adrianichthyidae. The record is from RefSeq and is a predicted model, not a curated record. The transcript has 4 exons. Gene Ontology annotation, molecular function: protein binding.